ACCGUGUGCAGAGAUUUGACCAUCACUGUCCAUGGGUGGGCCAGUGUAUUGGACAACGCAACUAUGCAUCCUUCAUAGGUUUUAUAACAAUAUCAUCUUUGUUGUGCACAUAUGUCUUUGGGUGCUCUUGGUUAAACCUUCUUCGUCGACCAGGCAGUUUGUGGGGUGUUAUGCGACGCGAUAUACCAUCAGUUAUACUAGUAAUAUAUUGCUUCAUUGCCAUCUGCACCAGAACAACUUCUGUUCCACUGAACCUCCAUUCUUGUCUUUGUACUUUCAGACAACUUAUGAGAAUUUCAGAUACCGGUAUGAUAAGAUGGAAAAUCCCUUUAAUAAAGGCAUAUCAGGGAACUUCAGGGAGCUGUUCUUCUCCAAAUUGCCUCCAGCAAUGAUCAAAUUUCGAGCAUGGACUACAGAAUACGAUGAUCAGUCAGUAAUUUCCAGUUUUCGAGAUUAUGCUGGAGGUUUCAUUAGUUCCAAAGAGAAAUUUGACAUAGAAAUGGGUGGAAAGCAUGACAAGGAUGGCUUAGUCCCUGCACGUAUUUUACAGAUUAUGGAUAACUGUGAUGCUGAUGGUGGUCUGAAGAAGGGUGAUGGUUAUGAUCCAUUCUUCCAUGCUACUAAUCAGGAACCCCAAAAUUGACAAAGAUUCUCUACUACUGAAUGAUAGGUCCCAAAUGGACUACAUUGCUGAUCAAAAAUUAAGGUAAAGCCCCCACUUCCUUCGGUUUAUUAUCAUUAUGUAUAUAAGCAUGUAAUUGUUAGUAUUUUUAGACGUAAGCAUUUGUCAUCAAGGGGAAUGCUAAAGGCACUCUCUAUGACACUCUUUUUUGAAUACUUUUUAUGUGAUUGAAACACAUGUAAUCUAAAUUUAAUCUAAAUGGUUAUAAUUUUAAAUUUUAAAAAUAAUAAACUUUAAUUUUAAUA
Rubroshorea leprosula is the source of this 927-nucleotide messenger RNA. Lineage: Eukaryota; Viridiplantae; Streptophyta; Magnoliopsida; Malvales; Dipterocarpaceae. The record is from the annotation of a GenBank genome assembly.